AACCUAUCUUUUUUCUUUCGGACCGUCUCUUUUUAUAGUUGAUGCGAGGAAGCAACAUCUGGGUUUCAGAAUUGGUUAUAAAGGCAUCGAACUCAUUAAAAUAACUAAAAAUUAAACAACAUUUAAGUGAAUUUAUAUAGUCCCGGUAUAACAUAUUUCAGAAAAAAAUGACUAAAUACGAGCACGUUCAAGAUAUCUGGUUAACUAAAAAGAUCUAUGAAGAUGCAGAAAAUGCCCAUUACGAAGGCUUGGCCAAAGCAGCCUUAACACCGUUAGCUGGAGAAGUAGCCAAAGCUCGUCAAAAGUUAAUUGAAAGUAGGGACACUUUUACUACUGCUGUCGCAUCAAUCGACACUGGAGCCAUAAAAUUUAUGGAAAAGAAGGUUGUAGAAUUUGAAAAAUCAAUGAAUGAUGUUUUAAGCCAUUUGAAAUCGUUAGACGACCGUAUUUCUUCUAUAGAACGACAUAUCCAUCAAUCAAAAUCUAUUCAUGAAAUAGACAUAGCUGCAGCUCCUCAGCAAGAAGAAGAGGAAGAUGAUGGAGUAGAUCUUUUUGCUUCCGAUUCAGAAGAAGAAAGUGAAGCAGUUGCUAAAGUUAGAGAAGAAAGACUUGCUGCUUAUGCCGCAAAAAAAUCAAACAAACCGCAAUUAAUAGCAAAAUCCAAUGUAAUCCUAGACAUAAAACCUUGGGAUGAUGAAACGGAUAUGACAAAAAUGGAAGAGCACGUACGAAAAAUCAAAUGUGACGGAUUGUUGUGGGGCGCAGCCAAGUUGGUUCCUUUGGCUUAUGGCAUCCAUAAAUUGCAAAUUUCUUGUGUAGUAGAAGAUGAGAAGGUGUCAAUUGAUUGGUUAACAGAAAAAUUACAAGAAAUUGAAGAUUAUAUUCAAAGUGUGGACAUCGCAGCCUUCAACAAAAUAUAAUAAAUAAAGAGUGUCAUGUUUCAUAUUAAUUUUUAUAAAUUUUGUCUUUAUUUUUUGUCAACUUUUAC
This is a messenger RNA of Anoplophora glabripennis (Asian longhorned beetle), 988 nucleotides long. RefSeq names its product probable elongation factor 1-delta. The coding region runs from base 168 to 920 and encodes 250 amino acids. Gene Ontology annotation, cellular component: eukaryotic translation elongation factor 1 complex; cytosol. Gene Ontology annotation, molecular function: translation elongation factor activity; guanyl-nucleotide exchange factor activity. NCBI's taxonomy places the organism in Eukaryota, Metazoa, Arthropoda, Insecta, Coleoptera, Cerambycidae. The record is from RefSeq and is a predicted model, not a curated record. The transcript is spliced from 7 exons. Gene Ontology annotation, biological process: translational elongation.